AUGGUUGUUCUUGGGGGCGGAUCUCCUGGACCAGCAAUUCCUGGUCCCUCCCUGGACCAGAAACUUCGUAUAAAACUGGGAUCCUCACGUGCAAAUCAUGUGCACACGCCAGCGCCAAAAGCCUCGAAAGCCCUAGCCUCCUCGCGAACUCUCCUCCCUCCCGCGUUGCCUCCCUCCCUCCAACGCCGGCCUCCAGCGCCCCUGGCGACCUCCCUCGUCGACUCCGGCCUCCCUCCCGCUCCCUCCCUCCAGCGCCGUCCUCCAGCGCCCAAAAACCCCAAAAGUCCUAGCCCUCGCGAGGCGAACUCCUCCCUCCAGCGUCGACCCUCCCGCGACCUCGAGCGCAGCGCCGCUUCCCUACCGUUGCCUCCUCAUCGCCUGCGACCUCCCUCCAACGCCCUCCAGCGCCGUCUCCAGUGUCGUCCUCCAGCGCCGUCCUCCAGCGCCGGGGGUGCUGCUCUUCUCUGA
This is a messenger RNA of Zingiber officinale, 468 nucleotides long. Its product is annotated as serine/arginine repetitive matrix protein 1-like. The transcript is spliced from 2 exons. The record is from RefSeq and is a predicted model, not a curated record. The coding region runs from base 1 to 468 and encodes 155 amino acids. Lineage: Eukaryota; Viridiplantae; Streptophyta; Magnoliopsida; Zingiberales; Zingiberaceae.